CUGCAUUAAUAGAUCACACGCACAUGUGCAGACUCCACUGAUGUUAUCACUUUCUCACGAGUUAAUAAUUAACUGAGCUGCUGCAAUGAUUACAACGAUCUGUAUUUUAAUGUGUCUGUUUGCAGUCUGAGUGGAUUUGAGCAGUGCAGAUUCAUUAUGGCAGCUUUGCGUGCAGCAAAACAAGCUUUAAGAAGAGAAAUCAAGAGUCGAGUGGCUGCAGUGAGUGAUCAGGAGAAACUCAGGCAGUCUCGAGUUGUCUCACAAAAGUUGUUCAGGCAUCCCAAAUACCUGUCCAGCCAACGUGUCGCUGUCUUCCUGAACAUGCAUGAUGAGGUGCGCACAGAGGAGAUCAUCAAGGACAUCUUCAAGAGGGGGAAAGUAUGCUUCAUUCCCAGAUACUUCACCAAGAGCAGUCAUAUGGACAUGUUACGACUUCAAGACAUGGAGGACAUGAACACGCUGCCCCUCACAUCCUGGGACAUCCGGCAGCCAGCAGACGAGGACACCGACAGAGAGGAAGCCCUAGAUAUAGGAGGACUAGAUCUUAUCCUCAUGCCUGGUUUGGGAUUUGAUAAGAACGGGAAUCGGCUUGGCAGAGGAAAGGGUUUCUAUGACACGUAUUUGGAGCGCUGUAGGACGCACCCUAAGGGAAAGCCGUACACCAUUGCCUUGGCUUUCAAAGAGCAGCUGUGUGCUGAAGUCCCAGUGGGUGAACAUGAUAUUCUUAUUGAUGAAGUCCUCUAUGAAGACGAGUAAUGAACUGGACCACUCCGAGCAUGAUUUCAGGGCUGUUGAUUUGAAUCCAAAGGAUUCCUAACAAUAUGGAUCCUGUUGCUGGAUGAAACGCAUUAAAUCUCUUUGAACGCAAUCCAUAUGUUCAAAUCAUAUAAUGUUUGCAUGGAGACUCUUUUCAGAAAAGCUUCAAAGUAUCUUUAUCAAUAGAAGAUUGACCAAACUCUGACAUUCUUAAAAAUAGUGGUCCUUUAUUGGCAUCGAUGGUUCCAUGAAGAACCUUUUAACAUCCAUGGGACCUUUCAAUUCCAAUAUAGGUUCUUUAUAGAGGAAAAAGGUGCUUUGAUUUGAUUAAAAAAAUGCUUCUUUAAAGGUUCUUGGGGAACCAAAAAUGAUUCUUAUGGUGUCGCUACAAAAACACUUGUUUAAAAAGCUUUUUAAGAGUAUACCAAAAGGCUAAAUAUGCAGUCUGUCCUGACAUUAACUCUUUCCCCACCGUUGAUGAAAUUGACAAUGCUUCCCUGCCAUUGACAGAAUUUCCCGGUUUUCUUUGUUUUUUUAGUUAUACAGUAGAGUACGCUAUUAUGCAUCUUCUGAAAGAGUACCGAAUCUCCAAAUCAAAACACAGACAAAUAGGAGCAGAAACAAGCGAUAAAAGCACUGCUUAUGCACGUUGAAGUCUCUUUUUUUUAAACACGAUUUUCUCAGCUUUUUGUUCAAAAUUUUGCUCUUUUUUUUUUAUAAAAGAAAGGCUCUGUUCUUUCUUUUGAUAUGUUGCAUGUUCAGAUG
Molecule: messenger RNA, 1521 nt
Organism: Rhinichthys klamathensis goyatoka
Lineage: Eukaryota; Metazoa; Chordata; Actinopteri; Cypriniformes; Leuciscidae
Gene: mthfs
Product: 5,10-methenyltetrahydrofolate synthetase (5-formyltetrahydrofolate cyclo-ligase)
Exons: 3
Coding region: 157-756 (199 amino acids)
Biological process (GO): tetrahydrofolate interconversion; folic acid-containing compound biosynthetic process
Cellular component (GO): mitochondrion
Molecular function (GO): 5-formyltetrahydrofolate cyclo-ligase activity
Source: RefSeq, a predicted model, not a curated record